AUGCUAAAGAGACCCAGAACGAUAACGGCAGCGGCAAAAAAGCAUGAAAAGCCAAAGCUCAAGCCUCAGAAAGCCCGCAAAAUUAUACGGCGGUUCCAUGUUUUGCAAAAGAACAAAGCGGCUAUUCUAAGAAUCCUUCAUCUUCCCGAAUCAAACUAUAAAGGUAACCUAGGGAAGGCAUACACUGAGCAGUAUGAGCAAUUCAAACUCACGAAGAAAGCAGAAUUGUUCCGCUUUGACGACUCAACCUCAAGUGAUGAGCUUGGUGGAAUUCUCGGCCGCAUAGAUAAGGAAAUUGAGCUCCGUGGAGGGCUUCACAUCUACCAGAUGGCUUCAACCAUGGGCCAGGCAUCUGAGCGUGGAGGAGAUUCAUCCAAAAAGCUUGUGGAGUGGUACAAAGAGCUAGGACGAAAAGCUACAAGGAGCCUUGAGAUCGGGUGUCUCUGUCCAACAAAUAAUAUAUCUACUAGUGGAUUGUUUGGGGAUGUCAUUCGUAUAGACUUGAACUCGCAGAGCCCCAAAAUUUUGCAGCAGGAUUUCAUGGAAAGGCCGAUUCCACGAAGUGAUGAGGAGAAAUUCAAUGUGAUCUCGUGCUCUUUGGUAUUGAACUUUGUACCCACAGCAGAGCAGCGAGGACAGAUGCUACGUAGAUUUACAGAGUUUCUCCUUCCUCCCACAUCUGGAAAUCAUUCGAGUGUCUUCAUGGUGUUGCCUUUACCAUGUGUCGCAAAUUCUCGGUAUAUGAGCCGACAGUUGUUCUUGCAGAUCAUGGGCCAAUUGGGUUUCUCAGUGGUGAAGUCCCACGAGGCUAACAAGGUGGCAUACUGGUUAUUUGACUGGUCGGGGAAGGUUAAUGAGCGAAUCCCCAAGAUGAAGAAGAAAGAGAUUCUCACCGGUGCUUCGAGGAACAACUUCUAUAUUAGCCUUUAG
This is a messenger RNA of Candidozyma auris, 930 nucleotides long. RefSeq names its product 25S rRNA (adenine2142-N1)-methyltransferase. Gene Ontology annotation, molecular function: rRNA (adenine) methyltransferase activity. The record is from RefSeq and is a predicted model, not a curated record. Gene Ontology annotation, cellular component: nucleolus. Bases 1 to 930 code for a protein of 309 amino acids. NCBI's taxonomy places the organism in Eukaryota, Fungi, Ascomycota, Pichiomycetes, Serinales, Metschnikowiaceae. The transcript has a single exon.